Molecule: messenger RNA, 381 nt
Organism: Gongylonema pulchrum
Lineage: Eukaryota; Metazoa; Nematoda; Chromadorea; Rhabditida; Gongylonematidae
Source: the annotation of a GenBank genome assembly
AUGGUUCGAAGUGUUACGGGCAGUUACACAGGUUCAGUAACAAGCCAUCCAAGUACUGGACUGUUUCGGAAGCCCGUUUCACCGGAUACGGUCUCCCAUAUAUCCGAGAAUGCUAUUGUAGACCGAGAACAUCUGGCAUCCAUAUCUUCGCAUAUCUGCAAGCAGCUGAAAACAAUUAUUGGCUUGGUGACGGACUUCGUGGGUGAUGUUUGUGAUGAAUUAGAAAGUGCCGGAAGCUUGCUUCGUGAACUACAGGUCGGUCAAAUCAUUUCCUUUCGUUUAAAUCCGUUCAAGGCAUUCAAUCAGUGGCAACCACAAAUGGCCCUGAACUUCGUAACUCUUCUUAUUCGAGGUGAUAAAAAAUGCCAUUUGCCAAAUUAA